Messenger RNA from Impatiens glandulifera, 753 nucleotides. RefSeq names its product rRNA-processing protein CGR1. The record is from RefSeq and is a predicted model, not a curated record. NCBI's taxonomy places the organism in Eukaryota, Viridiplantae, Streptophyta, Magnoliopsida, Ericales, Balsaminaceae. The transcript has a single exon. Bases 62 to 643 code for a protein of 193 amino acids. Gene Ontology annotation, cellular component: nucleolus.
CCGAUGCCAUUGCAGGGUUAGAGAGAAGUCUUUCCUAGCUUGUAAACAGAACAAACAACAAAUGGCUUGCACCGUCGACUUCAGGAAUUUGGAUGAAGGUUUCGGUGGCAAGACCUACAAGAGGAAGAGAUCUGAGCAUACUCUCCUCGGUAAUGCCGUUGAACAAGAUGCAGUUGAUACUUCCAUGGACGUCGACGUCUCAGCCGCCGCUCCUUCUUCCAAGAGACAGGCCGUAUCUUCUUCCGAUAACCCUAACAAGCCUGUAUUUGCUAACCCUACCUACAAUGGCGUGAUCGCCGGUAAGGUCUCUGGUCGAAAGUGGAAACAGCCGCGAACUCGCCGAGCGUCUGCUUGCAAGGUGAGCAUCAAGGGAACGACUGUUGAAGAGAGGAACAGGCAGAAGGAGAUAAAGAAGGCUUACAAGGAGAGGAUGACCGAGUUGAAGGAUGAGAUAAAGAAUAACAAGGCGGAGAAGAGGAGGAGGAGAGAGGAAGGUGAGAAAAGAAAGCAGGAGAAUAUCCUAAGAUCUGGAACCAAGUUCCAGAAGAUCACAAAUCCAAAGACUCUACAGAAGCUUGCGAAAUCAAAGAAGAAGAAGCUUCUUAAGGUCCUUCCUGAUGAUUUGCUCCGCAAGAAGAACUAGAAGAGUAUUCUUCUCUCUAUCUAAUUUCAGUUGUUUUCAAGAAUUUUUCUGUUCAAUUAUCGUAUACUUUUUAAGUGAAUUCUGAACUAUUAUAUAUUAUCCAAGUUUUG